AUGAGCCAGAGGUUCACCGUCUCCAAGAGCGACUCCGACCGGCGCGGGGCAGACAUGCAGGGGGAGGUGAACCAGCUGUUUGAAGGAGACGAGCCGACAACGUCCAGAUGCGGAGCGGACAAAGAGGAGGACGCCGCCGACGCCGAGGUGGUGGUGGUGCUGAAAGGUGACAACAACCCAAAGGAGAGCAGCCCCUUCAUCAACAGCAGCGAUGCUGCAGCAGAGAAGAGCCAGCAGUAUGACGGCAAGAACAUGGCCCUGUUUGAGGAGGAGAUGGACACCAGUCCCAUGGUUUCGUCUCUGCUCAGCAGCCUGGCCAACUACUCCAACCUGCCCCAAGGCAGCAAGGAGCACGAGGAAGCGGAGAACAACGAGGCCGAGUCCUCCCGCAAGAAACCCAUCAAGGCGCCCCAACUGGGUACCCUGAUGGGCGUCUAUCUGCCGUGCAUCCAGAACAUCUUUGGCGUGAUCCUCUUCCUCAGGAUGACCUGGUUGGUGGGCAUCGGAGGCGUGGUCGGGACCUUCGUCAUUGUCUUCAUGUGCUGCACCACGACCAUGCUGACUGCCAUCUCGAUGAGUGCCAUUGCCACCAAUGGAGUUGUACCAGCUGGAGGCUCCUACUACAUGAUUUCCCGUUCGCUGGGCCCUGAGUUUGGGGGGGCAGUGGGGAUCUGUUUCUACCUGGGGACCACCUUUGCGGGAGCCAUGUACAUCCUGGGGGCCAUCGAACUCCUACUGAUCUACAUAGCGCCUAAGGCAGCCAUUUUCCCACUGGAGGGACUGGAGGGCGCCGAGGCCGAAGCCGCCCUGCUGAACAACAUGCGUGUGUACGGCACCAUUCUGCUGACCUCUAUGGCGACGGUGGUGUUUGUUGGGGUGAAGUACGUCAACAAGCUGGCCCUGGUUUUCCUGGCCUGCGUCAUCCUCUCCAUCCUGGCUGUCUACGCCGGGGUCAUCAAGACGGGUGUCGAUCCUCCAGACUUCCCAGUGUGUCUCUUGGGGAACCGCACCCUGGUGUGGAAGAAGUUCGACGUGUGCGCCAAGACCAUCGAGACGGCGAACGGGACCGUCACCACACAGCUGUGGCGCAUGUUCUGCGACUCGUCCUUCCUCAACGCCACCUGUGACAAGUACUUUGAGGCAAACAAUGUGUCCCAGGUCCAGGGUAUCCCCGGGGUGACCAGCGGGAUUCUGACAGAGAACCUGUUCGGGAAUUACUAUGAGAAGGGGGACCUGGUGGCGAGGAAAGACAUGGAGUCCAUCGAGGGGGUGGACGACCCUCUGACCAACUCCAACCGCUACGUCCUGGCCGACAUCACCAGCUUUUUCACCCUGUUGGUCGGCAUCUACUUCCCCUCAGUCACAGGUAUCAUGGCUGGUUCCAACCGCUCCGGGGACCUGCGCGAUGCCCAGAAGUCCAUCCCUAUUGGAACCAUUGCAGCUAUCACUACCACCUCCGCUGUCUACAUGUCCAGCGUGGUGCUGUUCGGUGCCUGCAUUGAGGGGGUGGUCCUCAGAGACAAGUUUGGGGAGGGAGUCAACGGCAACCUGGUGAUUGGAACGCUGGCUUGGCCGUCACCGUGGGUCAUCGUGAUUGGCUCCUUCUUCUCCACCUGCGGGGCGGGGCUUCAGAGCUUGACGGGAGCUCCUCGCCUCCUGCAGGCGAUCGCCAAGGACAGCAUUGUGCCCGCCUUGCGGAUCUUUGGCCAUGGGAAGGCCAACGGGGAGCCCACGUGGUCCCUCCUGCUGACCGCCUGCAUCUGUGAGAGUGGCAUCCUCAUCGCCUCCCUGGACGCGGUGGCUCCCAUCCUCUCCAUGUUUUUCCUGAUGUGCUACAUGUUUGUGAACCUGGCCUGUGCCUUGCAGACUCUGCUGAGGACCCCAAACUGGAGACCACGCUUCAAAUUCUAUCACUGGGCUUUGUCUUUCCUGGGCAUGAGUUUGUGUCUUACGCUCAUGUUCAUCUGCUCCUGGUACUACGCCAUCGUCGCCAUGGUAAUUGCCAGCUCCAUCUACAAGUAUAUCGAGUUCGCAGGGGCGGAGAAAGAGUGGGGUGAUGGGAUACGCGGUUUGUCUCUCAGUGCUGCACGCUACGCGCUCAUGAGGCUGGAGGAGGGGCCCCCACACACCAAGAACUGGAGGCCCCAGUUGCUGGUGCUGGUCAGCAUGGACGGGGAGCAGAACGUGGAGCAGCCUCGUCUUCUCUCUCUCACCAACCAGAUGAAGGCGGGAAAAGGUCUCACCAUUGUCGGCACCGCCCUGGAGGGAACCUACCUGGACAACAUCGAGCACGCCCAACGUGCCGAGCAGGCUUUACGUAAACUGAUGGAGACAGAGAAGGUGAAGGGGUUCUGUCAAGCGACGGUUUCCUCGAACAUGCGUGACGCCACCUCACACCUGCUCCAGGCCAGCGGGCUCGGAGGACUGAAGCACAACGCCGUGCUGGUCAGCUGGCCGCGCAACUGGAAACAGGCCGACGAGCACCAGACGUGGAGGAACUUCAUCGAGCUGGUGCGGGAGACCACUGCCGCUCACCUGGCUUUGCUCGUGCCCAAAAACAUCGCCGCCUUCCCCUCCAAUGGCGAGCGCUUCACUGAGGGCCACAUUGACGUGUGGUGGAUCGUCCAUGAUGGAGGCAUGCUGAUGCUGCUGCCCUUCCUCCUCCGCCAGCACAAGGUCUGGAGGAAGUGCAAGAUGCGCAUCUUCACCGUGGCCCAGAUGGACGACAACAGCAUCCAGAUGAAGAAGGACCUGACCACUUUCCUCUAUCACCUCCGUAUCGAUGCUAUGGUUGAGGUUGUAGAAAUGCAUGACAGCGAUAUCUCGGCCUACACCUACGAGAAGACCUUGGUGAUGGAGCAGCGCUCGCAGAUCCUCAAACAGAUCAACCUGACCAAGACCGAGCGUGAGAGAGAGAUUCAGAGCAUCACCGAUUCGUCCCGCGGCUCCAUCCGUCGCAAGAACCCGGCAGCCGUGACCACCCAGCUGAGUGUGACUGAGGACCAGCCUGGAGGCAGCAAGGAGGAGAAGCCUGAGGAGGAGUCAAAGUCGGCCUCUUCCCCUGUCUCCCCUCCUGACCAGGUUCAGCUCAUCCAUGACAACACCACCCCGGCCAGCCCCGCCACCCCGGCCACCCCGCUGACCCCCGGCGCCGAGGCAGUCCAGAGCCCCGGGGAGCAGGUCCAGAUGACUUGGACGGAGAAGUGUGAUGGGGAGCCGGCCAAGCCACCCGGCGCCGCCACACCCGAGGGCAUCAAAGACAUCUUCAACAUGAAGCCCGAGUGGGAGAAUCUGAACCAGUCAAACGUGAGGCGCAUGCACACGGCACUCAGGCUGAACGAAGUCAUUGUCAAGAAGUCAUCAGAGGCCAAGCUGGUACUCCUCAACAUGCCCGGGCCACCCAAGAACCGGACAGGUGACGAAAACUACAUGGAGUUCCUGGAGGUCCUCACCGAGGGCCUCAACCGGGUCCUCCUGGUCCGCGGAGGCGGACGCGAGGUCAUCACCAUCUACUCUUGA
This is a messenger RNA of Lampris incognitus (smalleye Pacific opah), 3519 nucleotides long. RefSeq names its product solute carrier family 12 member 5a (gene slc12a5a). Gene Ontology annotation, cellular component: membrane. The coding region runs from base 1 to 3519 and encodes 1172 amino acids. The record is from RefSeq and is a predicted model, not a curated record. The transcript is spliced from 26 exons. Gene Ontology annotation, biological process: chemical synaptic transmission; potassium ion homeostasis; potassium ion import across plasma membrane. Gene Ontology annotation, molecular function: potassium:chloride symporter activity. Lineage: Eukaryota; Metazoa; Chordata; Actinopteri; Lampriformes; Lampridae.